Messenger RNA from Arxiozyma heterogenica, 2262 nucleotides. It is a transcript of the gene ARP5, whose product is annotated as actin-related protein ARP5. The transcript has a single exon. NCBI's taxonomy places the organism in Eukaryota, Fungi, Ascomycota, Saccharomycetes, Saccharomycetales, Saccharomycetaceae. Bases 1 to 2262 code for a protein of 753 amino acids. Gene Ontology annotation, cellular component: Ino80 complex; cytoplasm. The record is from RefSeq and is a predicted model, not a curated record. Gene Ontology annotation, biological process: regulation of DNA-templated transcription.
AUGUCAAGAGAUUCUUCAUUGCCACUUUUAAAAAUAUAUACUGUGGAGGAUCUCCCAUUGAACACUGAUCCUGAACCUUUUAUAGAUGUUGGUGAAUAUGAUAUUAAUAGACCUAUAGCUAUAGAUUUUGGUUCAUACAAUGUUAAAGCCGGUUAUACUGGUCUAUCUGAUCCAAACUUAGUAUUUCCUACAAGAUUAACCAGACAUCGUGACAGGAAAGUAGCAAAGACAUUCACUUUUAUUGGUAAUAAUACUCGAUUAGAUCAGACUGUAAGAUCUCAAUCAAAAACGCCCUUUGAUGGUAGUAUUAUCACCAACUGGGAUUAUGUGGAAGAUAUAAUGGAAUAUACGUUUCAUCAUCUUGGCGUGAAACCAAAUAAUGGAGUACAGAACCCUUUGAUUAUAAAUGAAAGACUUGCAUGUUUACAAUCACAAAGACAGAACUGGUAUCAGAUUCUCUUUGAGACUUUCAAUUUACCUAAAGUUGCAUUUGGUAUAGACUCUUUAUUUUCAUUUUACUAUAACACACAAGCUAGCAAUAAAUCAAAUGGAGUUGUGAUUAAUUGCAGUCAUGAAGAAACCGACAUUAUACCUAUUGUGGAAAGUCAACCAAUUUUGGGUGAAUGUAAAAGAAUAAAUUGGGGUGGUAGACAUUCUGUGGAAUUUUUAAGUGAUAUUUUAACUUUAAAAUAUCCAUACUUUCCAUCAAAAUUGUCCUCGUUUCAAUAUGAAUACAUGUAUCAUAAUUUUUGUUACACUUCAAGCAAUUAUUCAAAGGAGCUUGAAAAUUUGUUGUCAUUAGAUGUAUUGGAAGAUAAAAAUAUUGUUAUUGAAGUACCAUUCACUGAGAUUUUACAACCAAAAAAGUCUGAGGAAGAACUUAAACGACAAGCUGAGAAGAGGAAAGAGACUGGUAAAAGAUUACAAGAGCAAGCUAAACAAAGAAGGAUGGAAAGACUGGUACAAAAAACUGAAGAAUAUGAAUAUUUUUCUCAUGUUAGAGAGCAAUUAAUUGGACAACCCAAGAAAACUGUUCUUUCCGUUUUGCAAAAUGCUGGGUUUGAUGAUGAAGCUGACUUCAAAAAAUAUAUGUAUAACCUGGAAAAAUCAUUGAAAAGAGCUCAGUUAUUAGAAGCUGAUGAACAUGAUGAUAAUAAUAAUGAUGGUGAUGACGAUAAUAAUCAAAAUAAAUUUGAUCUUAUUGAUAUACCCGAUAGCGAAUUAACAGAAGAUCAGAUUAAAGAGAAAAGAAAACAAAGAUUUCUUAAAGCUAGUUAUGAUGCAAGACAGAAGGCUAAAGAGGAGAAAGCUCGAAUAGCAAAACUGGAGGAAGAGGCUAGGAUUAAAGAUCAAGAAUGGCGUGAGACUAAUCUAAACAGCUGGAUUAAAGAUAAAAGAAAUAAACUAAAUGCUCUUAUUAAGAAAAGAAAAGAUAAAUUAAAAUUAAGAGAUGAAAUGAAAGAUCGUAAAUCACAAGUUGCACAAAAGAGGAUGCAAAAUUUAGCAAACUUAGCUGAGGAUAGCCCUCGUUCUAAAAGAAAUAGACAUCAGGCAUCAAUUGAUAAUGACCCAAAUGAUACCUUUGGUGCAAAUGAUGAAGACUGGGAUGUUUAUAAUGACAUCACACAAAAUCCUGAAGCUUUUGAUGAGUUAUUAGAGGAAGAAUAUAAGGAGAUAGUUGAAUUAGAAGGCAAGCUAUUAGAAUACGAUCCUAAUUUUACAGAAGAAGAUACACUGGAUGCCCAAUACGAUUGGAGGAAUUCAGUUUACCAUUUAUUUUUGAGAGGUCCAAGACCGCAUGAUAGUGAGGACCCACACCAGCAACAUCAAAUGCAUCUUAAUGUGGAACGUAUUAGAGUUCCAGAAAUUUUAUUUGAGCCUACUAUUGGUGGACAGGAUCAAGCAGGUAUAGCAGAGUUGUGUGAAACUAUGGUUACCAAGAAAUUUGGUUCAAAACCUUCACAGUUAAGUGAAACUGCCUUACAGAUGUGUAAAAAUGUUUGGCUAACAGGUGGGAAUUCCCAAAUCCCAAAUCUAAGACAAAGAAUUGUAAAUGAAUUCACAAGUUUUCUACCCUCAGGUACACCAAUCGGUGUUUAUAUAAGCAAAAACCCGUCAUUAGAUUCAUGGAGAGGUAUGUCAAAAUUUGCUCAAGACGAAAAGCUUUUGAAUGAGGCAAUGAUCACAAGAAAAGAAUACGAAGAAUAUGGUCCUGAUUAUAUCAAAGAACAUAAACUAGGUAAUUGCAAGUACUUCGAGUAG